This is a messenger RNA of Arabidopsis arenosa, 835 nucleotides long. The record is from the annotation of a GenBank genome assembly. Lineage: Eukaryota; Viridiplantae; Streptophyta; Magnoliopsida; Brassicales; Brassicaceae.
CUUAGAAUUAGACUUCAUACCCAAAUCAAGAAAUAGAUUACCUCUCAAAUGGCUUCAGGAAAAUCAGCUACCCGCCCUUCAGUGAGACAUCCGAGCCACAACCAUCCAUUGCGCGGUUACAAAGCCCAAGUUGAAGACGAGAUAAUCUGUUCUGGUUGCGACCUAGACCUGAUCGGUGCAGCUUUCAAGUGCACAAAGUCAGAGUGUGGUUACUUCUUGCACAAGUCAUGUUUCGAUCUCCCACGUGAGAUCCGUCACAAGUCUCACCCUGACCACCCUUUGAUCCUCCUCUAUUCCCCUCAGAAUAAUCAUUCCACGUACACGUGUGAUGCAUGCGGUGAGUAUGGAUCGGGGUUCACUUACAAUUGUUCUAUCUGCCAGUACGAUAUUCAUGUUGGAUGUGUGUCUAUGCCUGAGACCAUGAAGCAUGACGAGCACUCGCACCCGCUUGCUUUGAUCUACAGUGCUCCUUGCCCAAAGGAUCAUAUAUUUACCUGCGAUGUUUGCGAUGAAACUAUGCCGCAUAAUCUAUGGUUGUACUACUGCCAGAAAUGUGACUACGGUGCUCAUUUACAUUCAUGCGUUGCUGAAGAAGAGGAAAAGCCAAAGAAAGGAGGAAGAGGAGGAGAAGGAGGAAGUGGUGGAAAUGGAGCGAAAGGAGGAAGGAGCUCGGCGAAUUCAGAGCUCGCUGCGAUGUUGAAGGCUCAAAGAGAGAUGGAGCAGAUGCAAAUUGCUCUUCACUUGGAGAUGCAAAGAGCUAAGAUUGAUAAGAAGUCAAGAAAGCAUAUACUCAAAAUGAUCUAAGAUAUGAUGAACUCAUCUAUUGCUCUCGGAA